AUGAACAAAAACGUCGCAGAGGACAUAGAGUCCGUGAAGGAGUCCUGUUUUGCGAGAAAAUAUGAUGAAGAAGCCAAUGUCACUAAUCGUUCCACCGAGAGUUUUCAUGAGCCUUUGGAGGCCUCACACGGAGCGCGGAUCAUGGCUAAUGAGGUGGGCGUUUCCCGAACUUUAGGCCUCUCUUCGUUUUCGUAAAAAUCAUACAUUUACCACAACUAAGUUAGAAUUUGUGAUCGGGACGAGCAUGAAGGAAAAAGUUAAGAUUUUUUUUCGCGGACGCGUUAGUAGACCUCAUUCAAUAUGUAAGUGUGUAAAAGGCCGUAGUGCGCUCAGUUUGAAUGAAAAUCGGUUCCUUCAAAUGCAGAACAGUUGGUUCCCUCCAAAAUAACAUCAGUUAUUAGCCCGUUCAACAUUGAAGGCAAACAUUUAAAGAAAUUGCAAUUUUUUUUUGCAUUGAAGGUGGUCAGGUAACUGACUUUGAAAACAUUUCUUCAUGAAGAGAUUGAAAAGCGCGCGCAGUUAAAGUUCUCAGAUUAUGACGCUACUCUUCGACAUGCCAGUAUCAUUCCGCUGUUCGUUGAUUAUGUUUAGUGUUGUCAAUUUUCCUGGUCACUUCUAAUUUCUUUAAUUCAAAAACGCUAUUUUUAACAUAUUUUCUCCCAGUUUGCGAGAGAAAAGGAACAAAUAACGAGGAAGAUCAUCCACUUUGAAACAGAAAUUAAAGGUUAGUUUGAAGCAAUGAUGCAUGUGGGAUAAGAGAAGUGCACUGACGCUGACAGGGAAACCAUUUAAAACCCAUUGAACUGAGGGGUGCUGAGGAAAAACCGUAGGUUCUUGACAAUCAUUCCCCCAAACCCCUGCUUCCCAUUCCGUCCAAAAGAGUUCCGUUUUUAUUAUGUUCUCCCGAUUUGCCUUAUUAUUCAAAACUUCAAUUUGAUCUAUCUUUUACUCCAAGUAUUUAAAAUAUGCACUUUUAUUUCUUGUACUUUAACAGCUAAAGAGAAGGAGAUCACCUUUCUUAAAGAAGCUCUCUUUGGCAAACAUAAAGAGAAUUCUGAUUUUAAAGAAAAAUUUUCCCAACUACAACAAAGCUGGCAGAGAAGUCAGUAUGAUUUUGCCAAGCAAAUGACGGCAAUGGAUGAAAAGCUACAGGAGGCAAGGAAAAAUAUCGACGAGCUCAAGGGUGGAGCAAAUUUUAGUGUCAUGAGGAAUACAACAAAGUUAGAGGAAUCCCGAAGCGGGCUACAAUUAUUUAAUGGUGAGUAUGUUACUUGAAAUGGCAUUUCUAUGCCCAAAGUUAGUCUCCAAGCAUCGCAGGGAAACACUGAUGGGAAGAGGACGAGGGGUCUGCAUUGUCGAUCACUGUACGAAACAAUCGUUUCACAAUUCAGAAAAAAUUUUUAAAAAACUUAGAACAAAUAAUACACCUAUAGGUAAAAAUCGCGGCUCUUGCCAUUGGCGAAGUCACCUAGUCACGUACUGAGACCUUUCAUUAAAGUUAAAAUUAAACGGUAGGAUCUGGGACGAGAUUAGAAGUCCUGAAAAGUAUGUGCCAUAUUUGAGUAAAGUCACAAAAAUUUCAUAUCCCUUCCUCAGGACAAGAAGAGCCUCAAAACUUGAGAAUCGUUAAUAACACAUUCUUCCAUGAACAUUUAUUCAAAAUUUUCUCUCAAUCAGGUAAAGCUUACUUUGACCUUCAACCAUCAUGGUUUCACACUCUAUCUAACACCGGCGGAUGUCUCGAAAUUGAAAACUUUCCAGUAACAGCAAGAGAUCUGGAGGCCAUGAAGAAUUUCAAAUCAAAUUCAAAGCCCUCCACUGAAGCAGCCCAAGGUAUGAAGAAGGAAACUUGUAUAACACAAUUUCGCGACUUCAACAGCCCAUCUUUUAUUGUGCUGAAGUUGGGUGCUUUGACGACCCUCUAUGACGUGCAACCAAAAACAAGUAAGCAGUUCGAAUUAUCGAGGUACCGAACCGCUGUGGGAACUUGGCCGAGUACUCGCUUCAUCAAAUUCAGAAACGAACUCACUGAUCUCAUAAUUAAAAUAUAAAAUGAGACUUUAGGAAGAAUACGCCAGCAGUACUCAACUCCUAACAAGAGACUAGAGUCUCUUAUUGCCACCGAAUACAUAGGAAAAAAUAUGGGGUGGUCCAAGUUCAUAUUUCGCUUUGCUAGUCUGAAAAAUGACCCAACUAAAACUUACUCUUGCACUUCUUUUUUUCACUAAAGACUGUCCUGAAUUGAAAUGUCAACCACCACUCGCCCCCGAUGGCAGUUUUUUCAGAGCUGAAAUAAAGAAAAAUGCUUCACCACCCCAAAGAGGAGAUGAAUUCAACCAGAUAAACGUUUCCUUCGGUCAGAGGGUCAACCCACUCUCUAGGAAGGCAAAACGUUUGGAUCGACCAGUAAAAAGUCCUCUGAAUAAUUUCGAGAGAACUGAAGUCGACAAGUGUACCCCGCCAAUCCAACCGAGACAUCUUGGAUCUAACAUCACCAUUCGGUCCUCUGGCGCACGGAUUAAACCAUUUUCCAACGAAGCCGAGGUGCUGGAUCGACCAACACUCAAUUGCCCAGCCGCUGACAUCGCCAGAACUAAAGUUGAGAAUAACACUCCACCCGUCCAACUCAGUGGGGUUCCAUCCAACAAUAUCACUGAUUCUUAUGGUAACAAGGUGAAUCCCUUUUCCAGGAGAGCUAUCGGCGUCACAAAAACAUCACACAUCCCUGCGGCCACUUUGUUUCCAGCUCAAACUGUCAGAAACAGUGCGAUAAUUUCCUCAAACGAUGCUGUGUUCGGGAAUACAGUAUUCAAUAUUACCACUCAGUGCUCAGGCGAACAGAUUAACCCGUGGUCCAUGAAAGCUAAGACUCAAGAGCGACCAAUACUUGAUUGUCCUGCCACUAAUAUAAGAGGAGCUAAAAAUGAGAAUAACACUCCACCAGUCCAUCUCAAAGGUGUUCCAUCCAACAAUAUCACAGAUUCCUCUGGUAACAAAGUGAAUCCCUUUUCCAAGAGAGCUAAAGGCAUUACAACAUCACCACAUACCCCUACACCCAACUUUGCUGAAGUUGAAACUCUGAGAAACAGUCCGGCAAUUAUCUCAAAUGAUGCUGCAUUCAAGAACACCGGCACAUCCAGUGAGAUCAACCCGUCUUCAGAGAAAGCCAAAGGUAUGAUCAGUUGAACAUAAUAUGACAAAUGUAUCAUACUUUCACUAACAAGCUAGCUUCCCCCGCCAAGAGGAGGACUUUCGCGAUCAAGGGUACGGUUUACUCAUUCUGACAAAUUGAACGUGAAAACAUUCAAUUUUCGUCAGGAGAGCUGAAAAGUUCAGAGAUUUCUUUUAUGCAUUAAGUCAAUUUGCUGUUAAGGUCACAGAUGUAAGUUAGCAGAAAGUAGCUACCUUAAGAAUACUAUAAGGAAAACUACGCUCCACGUUUACUGUUUUCUCGCAUCUGGGCUUCGUCUAGUCGAUCAUUCUCGUUAGAUCAGUUCAGUUGUGAAGCACGGGCUCGUUUUCGAACAGCGACUUGCACUCGACCCUUAACUUACGACGCUCCUUUAGUGAAUGGUAUCUAAAUGAACAGAAAUUUAUCAGCGAAAACCUUCGUAGUAAGUUAAGGUUUGUUAAACUGUCUUCAAUUGUCUAGGGAGUCCCUUUUUACAGCAUCGCCCAUUACCGUCAAUGAGCAUCAUUCCAAGUGGAUCUCAGGUUUCCGUUUACCCUCAGACUUAUCACUUUAAUAGCCAAUCUACUCAACAAACCGGUAAGUUGCUCAAACCAUAUACAUACCGAAAGUGCCCUGUUAAAAUCCAGUGGUUUCUACAGCUAACAAAAGGAUUUGUCUCAGCCAAUAUAAACAGCGGGUUGGUUUAUUCAAAAAGGGGGCUUAUUAGCAGGAUUCUAAGGGGUGUGGUAAGGGCAGGAAUCCCUCAUUCGGCAAGGGUGCAUGUGGUCUUAUUUCAACCUAAAUUCAGUUUAUCUAAUUCUCUCUCCUUUCUGGUAAGCAGGCGAUUAUUCGCCAAGUCUCAAUUGUGCAUUAUUUUUCAGGACAAGGAUUCUUGAGCAGAACUUUCAACAAAUGGUUUGGAUCAUACUAUUAA
Pocillopora meandrina is the source of this 4106-nucleotide messenger RNA. NCBI's taxonomy places the organism in Eukaryota, Metazoa, Cnidaria, Anthozoa, Scleractinia, Pocilloporidae. The record is from the annotation of a GenBank genome assembly.